AUGCUUGAAGCACCACAAACAGCGCCGGAGUCGCUCCCAGUAAAGAAGAGACCGCAGGAGAUUGAAGAAAUCGAUGAGGAUAGGGGCAAGAAGCGGUCGAGGGGCCGUCCACGCCUCGACACCAAAGAUGAGACAGCUCAAGAUCGUCGUCGAACACAAAUUCGACUGGCCCAAAGAGCCUACCGUAACCGUAAGGAUACCGCCAUCACCUCUCUUGAGGACAAAGUCAAAGAUCUCGAGGACGCCAAUGAGAACAUGAGCAAAGAGUUCAUGAACUUCUUCGACUUUGUUCUUUCACAGGGGAUGCUUGAGGGUGCGCCCGAGGUGGCGCGGCGUCUGAACGAUACAACCCGCAAGUUUCUCUCACUCACACGCAAAUCUGCCGAGGACUCGAGUAGGGACGAUUCAAACGAGUCCCCAAUCCAGACGCAUGAUCAGGACCAAUCCGAUGCACGGCCCUCGAAGCGACGUACGACUGGUUCCGGAUCUGGAUCUGGAUCUGAUACCUCUAGGUCAGCGAGUGAUGAAUUUACCAUCCCUAACCCACCAGCCAACUCUGCUGCCCAUGGAAAGCCUCAAGCUACUCCGCAAAGGAUGGAUGGAUCAAUACGGCAGCAGGCCACCCCACCUCUUAACCUGCCUUAUGAGAUCAUUACGAUGCCGACAACAGACAAUGCGAGCUUUCCUGUUUAUGAUACCCAAACGCCAGUCAUGUUGGAUCAAAAUCCGUUUCUUCAAUCACCAUUCCCCAGGAUCCCUCCCCCCUCAUCUUACUCUUCACACGAGCGGAGCUUUGGUCGACGUCUCCAAAGAGCGACCCUGGAGGCUGGACUUCGAUUGGUUUCGAUGGCCAACCCGCCUCCUCACCGUUACGCCGAAGUCUUUGGAUUCUGUCUCUUGUUCGAGCCUCGGGAAUCUAUCAUCCGCCGCAUGUCUAGUACGCUUACGAAGGUAAGCCAAGAGUCGAUGUUUUUCUGGAAGUUUCCUUUUACAAACCUCGGUGGCGCGGGCACAUUCUUUCCCAACAAUGGAGAAGCCGGGGCCUUUACAACGAUAGCUGCGAAUGGACGAGCAAUGCCGCUUGGGAACCAAGGCCUGGCCGAGCCUAUGAAGCCCCCUGAAAUGACCGGGUUUUCGAUGGGACCCUUUGAUGAGGAUACGGAAGCUAUAAAGGGUGAUCGUAUUGAUGCUCGCAUGCGAAUGAUGUACAAGGGCUUUGAAGGAGACUUCUUUGAUGCAGAUGAGGUCGAGGUCUAUCUACGUCAACGGGGGAUUGUCAUUCCUGCCAACGUGGAUUUUAUCGAUGCUGAGAUUGAUAUUGGUUCAUUCAACAAUUCGUCACAGUUUCCUGGCUUUUCCGCAAGCAGCAAUGCCUUUUUCGGAUCGCAACAGGUGCCUGCAUCCAACCAAGGGCACUAUAUACCCCCUCAACAACAACACGCAAGCAAUGACCCUAAUAUGUGGCAAAGCACUAUACCUACCACCCUCGUAAAUACCACAUCGUCCAUGCCAUCAGCUACUCUUAUGGCACCGCCAUUAGGACCUGACCUGGGAGGCCUUGCACAACCCGUUAGCUCUACGAGUUAUGGGCAGUACAAUACGGAGAUAGGGCCCUUCGUGGAUACAUCGUAUUUUCCGCGAGAUUGGGAAACCGAUUCUAGUUGGAUGAAGACAAAAGUGACAAUAGACGUAAAUCGUCUGGUAGCAGAGAUGACAGAUAACUCAGUCUGCUUGGGCCGUACACCAGGCGUACGGCCAGGAGAUAUUGAUAAGGCUGUUAGGUCGGCAAUUAUACUGACUCAAUCAUAA
Messenger RNA from Fusarium sp. VM40, 1809 nucleotides. Lineage: Eukaryota; Fungi; Ascomycota; Sordariomycetes; Hypocreales; Nectriaceae. The record is from the annotation of a GenBank genome assembly.